UGGAAUUAAUCGGCGGUGUUCCGGUCAUUUGGACUGGCCAAGAAGCCGGGGCGAGGGCGGCGGGGGGGGGUGGUGGCAAGAGCCGGGAGUGCGAGCGGAGCGACCAUGGCUUACCUGCUGCUGCCUGUCCUGCUGACGCUGGCCGCCCUCCUGCUCGGCCUGCUGCACUGGCUGGGCGCCUUGCGGCGGCGGCGCCCCGGCGAGCCCCCGCUGGACCGCGGCGGCCUGCCCUGGCUGGGGCACGUCCUGCCCUUCCGCAGGAACACGGCGGAGUUCCUGCGGCGGAUGCGGGGGAAGCACGGGGACGUCUUCACCGUGCAGCUGGGGGGCCACUACGUCACCUUCCUGAUGGACCCCCUGUCCUACGGGGCGGUGGUGAAGGAGUCCAAGGCCAUGCUGGACUUCGAGAAGUUCGCGGUCGAGCUGGUGGCCCGGGUGUUCGGCUACCGGGCGAGGGAGGAGGACCACCAGCUGCUGGUGGCGGCCAGCAGCAAGCACCUGAUGGGCGACGGGCUGGUGGAGCUGACCCAGUCCAUGAUGGGGAACCUGCAGAAGCUGAUGCUCCACGGCGCGGCCGAGGCGGGCCGGUGGGAGGAGGGCGAGCUCUUCCACUUCUGCUACAACAUCGUCUUCCGGGCCGGCUACCUGACCCUGUUCGGCACCGAGCCGGCCGCCGGGGCGGACCCGGAGGCCGCCCGCCAGCGCGACCGCCAGCACUCGGAGCGCCUCUUCGGCCACUUCAGGCGCUACGACCGCCUCUUCCCGCGCCUGGCCUACGCCGUCCUCCCGCCCCGGCAGAGGCUGGAGGCCGAGCGGCUCAAGCGGCUGUGGUGGGACCUGCUGGCCGUCGGCCGGACCGGCGCCCGGGAGAACGUCAGCGGCUGGGUGGCCGAGCGCCGGCGGCAGAUGGCCGAGCAAGGGGUGGGGGCCGCCAUGCAGAGCCGCUACAUGUUCCUGCUGCUCUGGGCCUCGCAGGGCAACACCGGCCCGUCCGCCUUCUGGCUGCUGGCCCACCUGCUCGGCUCGCCCGAGGCGCUGCGGGCGGUGAGGGCGGAGGUGGACGGCGUCCUGCGCGAGACGGGCCAGGCGGCGCGGGCGGGCGGCCCGCCCGUCCAGCUGACCCGCGACAUGCUGCUGAGGACGCCGGUGCUGGACAGCGCGGUGGACGAGAGCCUGCGGCUGACCGCCGCCCCCGUGCUGAUCCGGGCGGUGCAGCGGGACGGCAGCCUGCGGCUGGCCGACGGCCGCCACUACGCGCUGAGGCGGGGCGACCGCCUGGCCCUCUUCCCUUACCUGUCGGCGCAGAUGGACCCGGAGAUCCACCCGCAGCCCCACACCUUCCGCUACGACCGCUUCCUGCGGCCGGGCGGCGACGGCGCCAGCGUCAGGAAGACCGACUUCUACAAGGGCGGCAAGAGGCUCAAGUACUACAACAUGCCCUGGGGGGCCGGGGUCAGCAUGUGCCCCGGCCGCUUCUUCGCCGUCAACGAGCUGAAGCAGUUCGUCUUCCUCAUGAUCAGCUACUUCGACUUCGAGCUGCUCAAUCCCGAGGAAGGCGUCCCCCCCGUCGACUGCAGCCGCUGGGGCUUCGGCACCAUGCAGCCCACCCGAAGCGUCCGCUUCAGGUACCGCAUGAGGUGCUAACGCCUCGUGCCCUGGUUCUCAAAGCUUCACCGUGUUUACCACCACCCCCACCAACAUCCCCAUCCCCCAUCAAGUACCCCCCCCCCCCCCC
Messenger RNA from Carcharodon carcharias (great white shark), 1735 nucleotides. RefSeq names its product 5-beta-cholestane-3-alpha,7-alpha-diol 12-alpha-hydroxylase. The coding region runs from base 106 to 1644 and encodes 512 amino acids. Gene Ontology annotation, molecular function: iron ion binding; heme binding; sterol 12-alpha-hydroxylase activity. The transcript has a single exon. Lineage: Eukaryota; Metazoa; Chordata; Chondrichthyes; Lamniformes; Lamnidae. The record is from RefSeq and is a predicted model, not a curated record.